This is a messenger RNA of Gekko japonicus, 585 nucleotides long. RefSeq names its product zinc finger protein 436-like. The transcript has a single exon. The record is from RefSeq and is a predicted model, not a curated record. The coding region runs from base 1 to 585 and encodes 194 amino acids. Lineage: Eukaryota; Metazoa; Chordata; Lepidosauria; Squamata; Gekkonidae.
AUGCAGUGCGGGAAGAGCUUCCGCCAGAACUCUCACUUAGUAAUCCACGAGAGAAUCCAUUCAGGAGAGAAACCCUGCCCUUGCCCCGAAUGUGGGAAACGCUUUGGGGACACAUCGGCCCUCAUCAAACAUCAGAGGACCCACUCGGGCGAGAAGCCCUACACAUGCCCACACUGUGAGCGAGGUUUUGGACAGAACUCUCACCUCCUGCAACACCUGAAGACACACACAGGAGAGAAGAGCUACCGGUGCGCCGAGUGCGAGAAAGGCUUCAGCCAGAAGGCUCAGCUGAUCGUCCACCAGAGAGUCCACUCGGGGGAGAAGCCCUACAGAUGCUCCGACUGCGGGAGGUGUUUCAGCCGCAGCUCCAAUCUGGUUUCCCACGAGAGAACCCACACGGGAGAAAAGCCUUAUAAGUGUCCUGACUGCGGGAAGGGCUUCAGCCGGAGCUCCAACGUUCUUAUGCACCAGAGGAUCCACAACGGGGAGAAACCCUUCAAGUGCCCUUGCUGUGGGAAGGACUUCCGACGCACUUCUCACUUGAUGGUGCACCAGAGACUCCACCACGGAGGCUUUCAAGAGUAG